AUGCAUCAAUAUAAUCUAUUUACAAUUGAACCAUAUAAAUUACAAGUUCGUAAUUUAGAGGGUUGUGUUAAACAACUAAUCAAUUUUACAGAAAUAGAGGGCAGUAUUACUAUGACUACUCAAUGUGGCAGUUAUAUGGCAUGUCUUACUGAUCAAAAUAAAGUACGAGUAUUUGAUUUAAGCAGAAGAGAAAUCAAAUCAACAAAUACAUCCAAAUCUUUAACUCAAUUAGUUCUAUAUCAAUUAUUCAAUUCUAUUGCACAGAAUCCAUCAAUAUCGAACUAUUCAACUACAUCUAUUCAAGAGAAUAUCAAAUUAUUACAUCAUUCAAAUAAUCAAUUAAUAAAUGAAUUAAAUAUUUCAUGGAUUUCAAUGAAUAAAUCUGGUAAUUCAAUUGCAUUUACAAUAGAAAUUUUACUAAAUGGUGAAUUAUGUAAACUAUUAUGGUUCAAUUCUGUUGAAUCAUCAUCAUUGUUCACAAAAAUACAAACAGAUAAAAUGAAUGAUAAAGUCAUGCCAAGAACUACAACAGGAAUUAUGAAUAAAGAUGUGAAAUUAUUAAAAAAAUGGAUUCCAGAUCCAAAUAUUUAUAUUUAUCAUUUAGAUGAAGAUAAAUUGAAAUGUUUCAAUUUUUUCGAAAUUUUAUCAAAUUCUGUUAAUGAUAUACCUGAAACAAUAAAUAAUCUUGAAAGUGAAAAUCAUCCAGUAAAUUUAAAUCUAGUCCGUUUAAAUAGUAAAAAUCUUAUUCAGAAGAGAUGGCCAAAACAUCAUUACUGGGAUCAAUAUGAAUCAAGAAUGUUGGUUGUAGAAGCUGCACCAAUCUCACCUGAUCAUCCAAUAUUAAAAUCUAAAUUAAAUUUACUUGAAAAAGUAAAUAACGAACAUUCUGGAAUUAAUUAUAUAACUGAUAAUGAUACUAAUCAAUAUACUACUGUGGAUAAUCGAUCGUCUAGUAAAAGGAAAUCGAAAGUUUCUACUUCUAUUGUUUCAUUGUUUGUUAGUCCAGAUCGAAAUGAUACAAUAAUUCAAGGAUCAUUUCUAAUGUCUUUUCAUCAUAGUGCAUUGAUCGGUGUUGAAGUGCCAUUCAUAUAUUUUUCCGUUCGUUGGGAUAUAAAUCGUCUUAUUCUCAAUGAACAAUAUCGAAAUCGGUCUGAAAAGAUUACAUCUGAUCGUCGUAUAAUCAAUAAAAUUGAUUGUACAUCAACAAUUACUAAUAAUUAUAAUAAUGAUUUAGAUCUGAAUACAUCAUUGCAUAGAGAAGAUAAAGAAUUGAAUAAUAAUGUUGAUAUCAAUAUUCAAUCGAGAAAGAAAUCAAUGAAUAGUGAAGUAAUUGAUGGUGAUGAAUCAAUAACUCAGAAUAGAGUACAUUAUAUUGAUAGAUGUGUAAUGCAAAAUUUUAUUGGUCUUGAAGAUGCUGAUGAGAAGACGCGUGAAGCUAUGCUAAAUUUCAGCUAUUAUUUAGCAUUAGGUGAAAUGGAUUCUGCAUUUAGAGCUAUGAAAUUGAUUAAAAGUCCAAUCGUUUGGCAGAAUAUGGCUAAAAUGUGUGUUACUACUUGCCGAUUGGAUGUUGCUCGUGUUUGCUUAGGGAAAAUAAAUAAUCCAAUGGGAUCAAAAAUGUUACGUGAAUUUAAAAGUAAAGAACCAGAAUUAGAAGCUCAAGCAGGAGAAUUGGCUUUACAGAUUGGUAUGACUGAUGAGGCUGAACAACUAUUCAUUCAAUGUAAUCGUUGGGACUUGAUAAUUCGUUUACAUCAGUCGCUCGGCAAUUGGAGCAAAGCUUUGAUAACGGCUGAACAACAUAAUCGUAUGUUAUUAUGUAGUAUUCAUUAUUCCUAUGCUAAAGAAUCGGAGUCUGUGGGUGACAUUCAGCAAGCUAUUGAACAUUAUAUUCAAUCUGGAACUCAUUGUUUCGAAGUACCUAGAAUGUUACAAAAUAAUCCGAAAUUAUUAGAAUCAUUUGUAAAUCAACAAAAUGAUCAAAAUAUGAAAAUACGUGUACUAUGCUGUCUUGGUGAAGAAUCAGAAGCUGAAACAAUAUGCAAUGAAACUGAUGAUCCUGGUGCUUGUCAUCAUUUAGGGAAUCAUUUAAAAUUGAAAGGUUGUAUAGACCAAGCAAUUCGUUUGUUUACAAGAGAAAAAGCUUAUUCAAGUGCAAUACGUUUGUGCAAGGAACAUGGUCAUGAUAUGUUAGAAUCAGCAAAACAUUUAGGAAAUUAUUCAGAUUAUAUUGAUAAAGCAAUAUUAUUAUAUCAUAAAGCCGGCAAAAUUAAUCAAGCUAUAGAAUUAGCAAUUAAUACUAAACAAUUUGAUGCUUUACAAAGUAUUAUUAGUUCUUUAAAUGAUGAACAAUUAAAUCCUGUAAUGUUAAAACAAUGUUCAGAAUUCUUUAUACAAAAUAAUCAAUUUGAUCGAGCUGUUGAAAUACUUGCAGCUGGUAAACAGUAUUGUGAAGCAAUCCAAUUAUGUAAUGAACAUUUUAUACCCAUAACAGAAGAUUUAAUUGAAAAACUUACACCAAUAUCAAAUAAUUUAUCAAAUAAAGAAAAAUCUAUUCUAUUGAAUCAAUUAGGUGAAUUAUGUUUAAUACAAGAACAAUAUUAUUUAGCAUGUAAAAAAUUUACUCAAUCUGGUAAUCAUCUAUUAGCAAUGAAAGCCUUAAUUAAAUCUGGGGAUACAAAUAAAAUUAUAUAUUUUACUAAUAUUAGUAAACAAAAAGAAAUUUAUAUCAUGGCAGCAAAUUAUUUACAAACAUUAAAUGAUUGGCAUUCAAAUAUAAAUAUUAUACGUCAUAUUAUACAAUUUUAUACAAGGGGUCAAGCAAUGGAAUCAUUAGCUGCAUUUUAUGAAGCAUGUGCUCAUAAUGAAAUUGAAGAAUCUGGCAAUUAUGAAAAAGCAUUGGAUGCAUUAACCGAAACGUAUAAAGUUUUAGUUAAAUUAUCAAGUUCAACUACAAAUGAUAAUAAUCAAACAAAUGAAUGUCAUCUUAAAAAACAAAUUCAGAAGUUGUUUUCCACAAAUCCGAUAGAUGCAAUGCAAAGGUGUCAUACACUUUUAGAAAAUAUUGGACAGGAUGAUAUAUUAAAACCUGGAGAUAUUUAUUCUUUAAUAAUACGUGAAUUAGUAAUGGAAGAGAAAUAUAAAGAUGCAUUGAUAUAUCUUAAUGAAAUGAAAGAGCGAAUUGGAGAUAACGUUAUUUUCCGAUAUUUGGAUCAAGAAAUUUUGGAGAAAAUUUACAAAACGCUAAACCUAACCUCAAUUGAAUAUAAUAAGUGCACUUUAGAUGAGACCAGGAAUGAAAACGACGCCUUAGACUCGCCUUUAUAUGAAGGUAAUGAAGUUGAUGGGAACGUAAGCGACGAAACGAAUGACUACUAA
Schistosoma rodhaini is the source of this 3375-nucleotide messenger RNA. Lineage: Eukaryota; Metazoa; Platyhelminthes; Trematoda; Strigeidida; Schistosomatidae. The record is from the annotation of a GenBank genome assembly.